UCUAGUCUAGUAGCCUAGCUCCCCACAUCACUUCGCUGUCCUGUUGACGAUUAGCUCUUCAUUGAACACGACCAUAGAUAUAUCUAUUGAACACGACUAUGUUCCCGUUAAUGUUAUUAUGGCUAAUUAGAGUUGUGUGUUAACAAUUACACAAUUGUACUAUAUAAUUAAUUGAAAGCAAUGAAUGUCUUUUGUGGCUGCUGUAAAAAUGUAUCGUAACGUUACUUCACUUGCUUUGACGGUAACAUUGUUCUUGAUCCUCCUGAAUGUCAAAACCAUCAGCGGGCUGUGGAGAUACAGCAAUAUUUUGGAUCACGAGAAAUUAUUCACAGUUGGAAAACCGUUCGAGCUUAUUUAUGUAGAUGGAGCACAAUUUCUUGAAUGGAGGUCUCCAUCUUGUUAUAUACAGGAUAAGAGGGCCCCUAAGACUCUUAUGAUAUGCUACGCAGAAGGCUACCACUCUGUGCUGCCAGUCAUCAAUGCAUCUUGGAGUGAAGAGGCAAGAUAUAUUUAUAUUUCGAAAUCUCCUAUGACUUUUGUUUGGUAUGCUGUCAUUCCAGAUGAGAGGAAUUCUGAGAAGACAAAGACAAUAAGAAUAUGGAUAAUUGAUCCUUUUGCGGACGAUUAUUUAGAAAUAUACAAGAUGGCUGCAAUUCCCUCACCGCAAUCUUACUACCUCAGCAGAAAUUUCUACAACCUGGGUCAGUUCCCUAGAGUCACACUGCCAUCUUCCACCAAAAAGAUUGAUGGGCAGUUCACAGAAAAUGGCUACUGGGAGGUGGUAAUGGAGUGGAACCAAACAUAUCUCACAGUAGAAAUAGAUGGACAGUCCAUCGGUUUCCAGCAUCGAUUCGUCUUAGAUGGUUUCUUCAACUUUUACUGGGAGCCCAUCCAUAACUUGUACUAUGAUACAGCAAUUCUCAUAAAGUUGGAGGACAAUAUGCUGCCCAUGCUGUCCAUUAACCCCUGUGCCACUCAUCGGUCUAUCUUAAUGACUCAGUGGGCCAUACUACAAACCUCAGAUGGUUUCCGCCAUCACAGCCAAUUAUUUGUGUACACUAGCGACCUCAUCCCAUGGGGUUUUAUUUCGAUCCGCAAUGCCAUCCUGCUAGAAGAUGGCAUCAUCUUACACAUUUCAGAUGGUCUGUAUUGGAGGUCACACGAGACAAAGGAAUUAGAGAGACACUCAGAACUUUUCCUGCAGGAUGUGCAGGGGAUUGCACAGAGGACCACAUGUUUGGACAACAACCUGCAAGAAGGAGUGGAUUUUGGACAUGUCCUGUUUUGGAAAUUGGACACUCUGUAUUUGGGGGGUAGUCGGAUCACAUCCCAUCGUGCAGGAGGGACUUACUCAAAAAAGCUAUUUACAAUACCUGCUGUCAACUUUAUGACUGUGGCUUUUGGCUCAGACCCAGCUGUGGUUGCUGUAGUCACUAUGGACAUAUACGGCGAUCUCCAACUACUUAUGUACAAUCUGAUGACGAAACGGGGAACCAUUAGCACCUUUCUAACAAAAUUCCCUUACCCUCAAGACAUCCCCUCAGGUGUCUUACACAUGCGCUUCUUUCAAUCAGCCAAGGAGUCGCUGUUGCUGUGGAAUGGCACUGCGCUUUGGUACAGUUUCUAUGAUGACAACCGAUGGGGAACACUGAAGUUGCCCAAUUUUGGUGACCGCACAGCUGCUUCAGGUAGCUGGAUACAGGAAAUAGUGCUUGAUCAAAAAUGGAACCUUGUGGUAAAGAUGGCAAACAACCAGAUGUUCUUCUGCAAGUUCGGUGUGUCUAAGCUGAUCUCUCUGCCACGCUGGGUUCCGUACUAUCAAGAAGGCGCUCUCUAUGUGAACCAGAAUAAUGAGCACAUAUAUGUGAAUUUGGUCUCAAACGGCAUAGAGUUACUUCGUUACCCUUUGCAGAUGGAGGUUCUAAGCGCCAUGAAGGGCGAGACCCUUCAUGAUUGUCCCUAUGUCACAUUUGAACACAGCAUGAACAAACAGAGCUAUUACAUGGACAAAGGGCAGGAGGAGGUCUUCUGGGCACAGGUGGUCUAUCCUGAAGGGAAAGGCGUGAAUGUGAAAGUGCUGAAGAGCAAUGUUGGACUGCUGGACUUCCACUUCUCUAAUGACUUUGACUUUGUCCACACCAUUUUCACAGUGAACGUGACCUUCAAAGUGAAGCAAGCGAAGGACUACACAUACAACUAUUUGAAACAAAUGAUCAACUCAGUGGGGAUGAUGAGAGUGGAGAUCGUCCCCAACCUGAUCGAAAACAGAUGCAACCUGCCAAAGGAGAGGGUAUCUUAUUUUAGAGUUGGCUGCCCACCAAAUCGACACAUUCGUGUUGCUAGGCCAUGGGGUAUGGAGUGCGAAAUGAACACCUUCCAUAACUACACCAUUCCUUGGUCUGUGUUAAGGACUCCACAAGCUGAUGAUGUGGUUGUGGAAUAUGACUGGAAUAAUUAUGGCUGUGUGUUCAAAAUGCACUACCAGUCUGUGUUCAAACCUGUUUUGGAGCUGUAUGAUGGAGACACAUUUGUCAAAACCGUCGAUGCUAACUUCAUUGUCUGGGAGACAUUUGGUCGUAACGACUAUUCUUAUAAUACCACCAUGCGUCAGGCUGGUUGUCUUCGAGAGGCACUGACCUGGGAUGCAGUUAUGCAGCUAUACCCAAAUGAACCAAUAGGCGACCUCCGGGGGCCUGAGUUCUACCAGUCCUGUUUUAUAUUGGAGGAGGGCCGUAUAGGAAAGUUGACACAGCCAUACGAUAUCUUAAACCAAAGCUCUAGCAACCACAUAACCUUCUCUCAGGACGACAGUGCUAUUUAUGUCUUUAAAGCCAGGAUUGUGGACCCAAAUUACAGCUUCUGUGAUCUGACAACCACCUUUACUGUCCAGACCUAUGGAAUCACUAAAACGAAGUAUGAAUAUCUCAUCCCUUAUGUCACACUCAUCUUUACAUUCAUAACUCUUUGUAUCUUAGCUUACAGUUACUACAGAUAUGUUUACAUAUUCCGUGAAUUACAAAUGAGGAAAAAAUGCAAUUGAAAACACUUGAAAAUAGACAUUCUGUCGUACAGUGGUUCUUUUGAACCCAAAUGUUGGUAUGUAGCCUAUAUAUGCUGUUGUGUGUUAGAUGAGUGGCAUUGCAAUAAGUAUAGUAUGUAGAUCAGUAUGUUGCAUAACUAGAGGAUGUAUUUCUUUAACGUUUCUUAGUCAAUGGAAGUAUAUACAUUUUAUCUAACUUUGUAGAAAUAUGUAUUAUUGGCAUAUAGGUUAAUGCUGUUGCUGUUGCAUUAGCAGUCAUUUACUGUAAAUUACAUAUUGUUAAUGUAAGCAAUGUUGAAUUAUUUCUAAUCCUGUACCUUUACUGAAGAGCUUUAAGAAUAAUUUUAACAUUUAAGUUAUGUUGGUUUUCUGAGACACUGGUAUAAACUGUGCUUUCUGUAUUUUUAAUGAACAAAGGUUUCCCCUAAUAAAAUGUCUUGCCAAUGUAUUGGCAGUCAGUGUAGAAACGUAUAUUUUUUUUACUAAAUAACAUCUGUAAGAAGAAGGGCCCUAUCGUGCACCCGAUGUAAGACUUGCAUAACCCCUUGUCAGUCAAUACUGAAAGUAAAUCAUUUUUAUCUGUUUUGUCAUUGCAUAUAAGACCUGUGAAGUUAGUUUCAGUU
This is a messenger RNA of Alosa alosa (allis shad), 3663 nucleotides long. RefSeq names its product cation channel sperm-associated auxiliary subunit epsilon-like. The transcript has 22 exons. The coding region runs from base 185 to 3040 and encodes 951 amino acids. The record is from RefSeq and is a predicted model, not a curated record. Lineage: Eukaryota; Metazoa; Chordata; Actinopteri; Clupeiformes; Clupeidae. Gene Ontology annotation, cellular component: CatSper complex; sperm principal piece. Gene Ontology annotation, biological process: sperm capacitation; flagellated sperm motility.